Dreissena polymorpha is the source of this 9552-nucleotide messenger RNA. Its product is annotated as leucine dehydrogenase-like. The coding region runs from base 109 to 1653 and encodes 514 amino acids. Gene Ontology annotation, biological process: amino acid metabolic process. NCBI's taxonomy places the organism in Eukaryota, Metazoa, Mollusca, Bivalvia, Myida, Dreissenidae. The record is from RefSeq and is a predicted model, not a curated record. The transcript is spliced from 9 exons. Gene Ontology annotation, molecular function: oxidoreductase activity, acting on the CH-NH2 group of donors, NAD or NADP as acceptor.
UGUCAAUGUCGAAUCGAUGUGGAAAUAAUUUCGGAUAGAAGUAUGCGUACUAAAAUAUAAACCUUAUUAACUAUUCACGUAAUGUAAAGGGUUUAAAGCGUUACAAACAUGCGUUUAUUUAUCAGGCAAAUUAGAAAGAUACAUUAUCAAACAUCAAGAAAUCUGACAUGCUUACAAAAUCGAACUGCAUUGGAGCAGUUUUUCCAAAGAUUUGUGAAUAAGAAUUUGUAUAGGCAAAACAAGUCAUGUUUUGUCAGGCCGCCGUUUCAGUGUAUGCAUAAUUACUGUACAAAGACAGACAAUCCUGAUAAACCUGCGUCAAUUAACCAACUGUCCCCUGUUGCAUUUCGUGAUGCACUUAAAAAGGCAAACAUAGACAGAUGUUUUAUUUUGAAUUUGGAUGACAGAAUUGAUUAUUCUCAUCAAAUUUUAGAGAAGCUUAUUCCAUUGGAACAGCUCAAGGCUCUAGAGUAUGAACAUGAAGCCAUAUUCUUCGAGAUUGGUGCCCGGACCAACAGUCUUAUGGCUGUCUUUAUUUGGAAAACAAAUCGCGGACAAGCAUCAGGAGGAGUGGAUUUCAAAUACCAGCCCAAUAUGGCAGACUUUAUUCAACAUGGAUGUCGGUUCUCAAAAACACUAGGAGUCAAAUGUGCCCUAGCAGGACUCUGGAGUGGAGGUGGGAAAGGCAUAAUUGCAGCCCCUGAAGAAGGGAGUAAAAGUCUGGCAUCAGAGUUUCGCAGGAAAGCGUUCAUGGACUUUGGGGAGUUUCUCACAACCUUAAAUGGAUGCUUCAUUGCUGGUUACGGAGUAGGCGGCUCUGUUGAGGACACGGACACGAUGUUCUCUCAGACCCGAUACGUCUCCAACUUGUCCCCAGACUAUGGCGGCUCUUCCAACUCCUACCACUACACGGCCCUUGGAGUCAUCAAGUCAAUGGAGGCCGCCCUGACCUUCCUCAACCUUGGUACACUGAAGGGCAAGACGGUGGCCAUCCAGGGGGCGGGGCGAGUAGGGGAGGUAAUCAUUGGUGAACUCCUACAGAAGGGAGUUGCUAACAUCACUGUGUCAGAAACAAACUCUUUCAGAGCAGAAGAUGUCAGACAAACCUUUGCAGAAAUAGGCAGUGGGCGGCUGACAAUAAACAAGGUGGAUGCUGUUGACACAAGUAUUUUCUGCCAGCCUUGUGACAUCUUUGCCCCUUGUGCCAGAGGAAAUACACUGGACCAGUACACAAUUCCAAUGUUGGACACCAAGAUCAUCUGUGGCUCGUCCAACUUUCCUGUGCACAGUGUGGACGAUCUUGAAUUGCUCAAGAAAAACAACAUCCUGUAUGUGACCGACGUCGUGCCAAAUAGAAUGGGUAUAGUGGCCAAUUCCCUGGAGAUGUAUGGAAGAAUGGAGGAUGACCCUGAACUCAAGAAGCACCUGUCUUAUGACUGGGAACAUUCUAUCUACCGGACCACACUGAGGAUACUAGAGGCUGCUGCUGAACACAAUAUCUAUCCCAAGGCAGCUGCAGACAUGCUCGGCAAGAAACUUAGUCUCGAGAUCAAUCCCUGGUUCCCCGGGCGCACACAGAACAUCAUCAGGGGACUGAAAUCUUCUGGAUGGAAUGAGGGCCGAGACUUCUGGAGGGAACGCUGGAGUUACUGAUCUUUGCAGGAGUUCUUUGUGUAGGAGUCUGAUGAUAUGAAGCAAAAUAAGGCUUUUGUUACAUGCCUGCAGGGAGGGGGUAUAUGAGAUUAUCAAAUAUUAUAUGACUCUUGCUUGGAAAAAAGGGCUUUAUGCAUGUGGGUAGUGUCAUCCCAGAUUAGCAUGUGUAGUAGCACCGGCUUAUCAGUGACACCUUUAUCUUUUCUGGAAUCUUUGGUGCAACAGAAAUCUCUUCUAAACAUAUAUGCAGUGUAUACAGAAAGUGUUGUCCCUGAUAGGCCUGUGUGGACUGCACAGGCUACUGAUAGGCCUGUGUGGACUGCACAGGCUACUGAUAGGCCUGUGUGCACUGCACAGGCUACUGAUAGGCCUGUGUGGACUGCACAGGCUAACCAAUAGACUUUACACACAUGCUUGGUUUUUACAUAGCCCGGCUCAUGUGUAUUGAAGAAAAAGGUCGAUGAAAACUUCAUUUUUAUGGAAAGCAAAUUCAAUUUAAACUUCAAAUAUGUCAUCAGCUUAAAGUCAGUAAUUGUGCAAGAUAUUUUUAACCAGGUUUUCCGAAGGAAAAAACUGGUUAUUAGAUUGGCGAAUGCGGGCGGGCUGGCUGGCAGGCUGGCGAGCUGGCUGGCGGGCGGGCGGAACAAGCUUGUCCGGGCCAUAACUAUGUCGUUCAUUGUCAGAUUUUAAAAUCAUUUGGCACAUUUGUUCACCAUCAUUGGACGGUGUGUCUUGCGAAAUAAUUAUGUCGAUAUCUCCAAGGUCAAGGUCACACUUUGAGUUCAAAGGUCAAAAAUUGCCAUAAAUGAGCUUGUCCUGGCCAUAACUAUGUCAUUCAUUGUGAGAUUUUAAAAUCAUUUGGCACAUUUGUUCACCAUCAUGGGACGGUGUGUCGCACGAAAGAAUCACAUCAAUAUCUCCAAUGUCAAGGUCGCCACGACUAAAAAUAGAUUUUAAAAAAAUAAAAAAAAUUACAAAGGGGGUUAAUUUUGUUUGUUCAUUUCAAAAGUUCAGUUUGAGUUUUCUCCCUUUAUCAGAUUUUUUUUCACAAUGAAAACCUGGUUUUGUGACAAUUUUGUCCCUUGUUUAUUCAUGUGCCCUUGAACUAAGCCAUGGGCAAAGUAUGCAAUAGGUUUUUGUAAAGAUUUAUUUCCCAAUGUCUCAAACAUUUUUAAGUAUCUCAACAGUCUGAUGUGCAGAUGUGCAAGACACGUUUUUUCCCCCCAGUUUUUCACACAUUUCAGAGUUGUUUGGCCUUGAACUGCUGACAAUGCUGUGCGGGGCUUGUUAGUCACUUUUGUAUUGUUAAUGUUUUGAAAGAGACUAGAUUAAUGCACCGUUGUUUAUGAAAUGUUUGCUUUAUGUUCUGAGAUCAGUUUUUAGAAAUAUUUCAUGGAUAUGGCUGGAAAAAAUAGAGAGCUUAUUGUGUAAUAGUUUUGAAUAUUUUCCUAUUGAUUUAAAAAACAACAAACUUGAAGCCAUAUUUAUGACUCAAUGUUUAUAAAACAAGGUCAUAAUGUUUAUCCUGACACUAUUUAGGCAGAGUCUGUCAUGUGCAUUUAAAAAUGAAGGCACAAGAAUUACUUUAAAAAACAACAACUUGUAACCACUCUAGAGGUCACAUUUUUAUCUCAAUCUUGAUGAAAAUUGGUCAGAUUGUUUUCCUUGACCCUAUUUAAGCCGAGUUUGAAUAUAAGUUACGUGGUCAAAACACACAGUCACCAGGUCAAAGCAAUGGUUGUAGUUCAAACACAAGGUCACCAGGUUUUGAAUAUUGGGCACGUGGUCCAAACAAAAGGUCACCAGGGUUUGAAUAUUUGCUGCAUGGUCUAAACACAAAGUCACCAGGUUUUUAAUAUUGGUCACAUGGUCCAAACACAAGGUCACAUGGCCCAUCACAAGGUCACAUGGUUCAAACACAAAGUAAUGCGGUCCAAACACAAAGUCAUAUGGUCCAAACACAAGGUUUUGUGGUUAAAACACAAUAUCACAUGGUCAAAACACAAGGUCAAUUUGUAAAAAACACAAGUUUACAUGGUCCAAACACAAGGUCACACGGUCCAAACAAAAGGUCGUGUGGUCCAAACACAAAGUCACAUGGUCGAAACACAAGGUCACAUGGUCAGAAAACAAGGCCAUGUGGUCCAAACACAAGGUCAUCAGGUCAAAUCUUAGACAAAAUUACCCGACCAGAUGCCACAUUUAUGACUUGAUGUUGAUGAAUUUUAGUCCUCGACUAAGUUUGUGCAAAUGAUGCCUCUAGAGUCACACCCCUAUGGUGGGGUAAAGGUUUUUAAUACAUAAAGACUUAGAUAGCCUUUUUUUGACACUUAGAUUUUUUCAAUUUAUGCCCCGGUUGUCAAGAAGCCCAAACCAGGAAUUCUACAACUGGGCCUGUUUCUCAGGUGAUGUAUCAAUUAUCAACAGGGUCGUCUUGUAAUGUUUUGCGAUUGUAAUUUGAAAUAAACUAGUUUUCGUCUCACAUUUUAUGAUUUAUAUGUUUUAUGCCCUGCAAUCUCUCAAUAAUUCUGAUAUGCAUUCUGUAAAUUGACAUCAGUUAACCAUAUUUACAAGUUUUAUAUAUGACAACAAUCACCUUUAAGAAUAAGCUGUUUAUCUUUUAACAACAUGGAAUAUUGAAAUAAGUGUCAGAUUACACAGUUGUAUGCUCAAUGUGCAUAUGUGAUUUAUAUUGUUAUUAUGUGAUGAUUUAAAACAGUCAACUUCUAUACCUCUAAUUAGACUAUAUUACCCAGUACUAAAUGUUUUUCUGUAUUAAUAUUUGAGGAAUCUCUGUUAAUUAUUUGAGUCAUUGUAUCUUUUCUAAUAAUGCUUUUUGAGUUUUGUAAAUGCUUUCUUGGACAUGAAUGUCAGACGUAGGCCUUCCUGGACAAAUUUGCUCUCAAUAUUUUUAGUAUAGGCGGACAUAUGCCCUGUCAGACGUAUGCCCCUCCAGAUAUGUGCCCAACUGGAUAUAUGCCACCCCAAAUAUUGACCCUCCCAAAGUGUCACCAUCUAACCACCACCUAACAAUAUAAAUCCAAAUGUAAGAUGGGUCAAGGAUGGUGUACCGUAAUAACUCUAUGUUUUCGGACACUCUAAGUUUUCGGACACCCCCUUUUUUAGCAAAAAUAAUUAUUUUUCAUGACUCUUAAUUUUCGGACACACGAUUUUUCGUCCAUUAUUGAUGUCUCUAAGUUUUCAGACAGAAUAUUUUACAGCGCUAUUUUACCAAAUUUCGGUCCUGUUUUCGAUAUCUAAUGACACUUCGAUCAUGGGGUUUUACAACCAGAUUAACAUCAUAAAACAUGGAAGGUGCAUGCCUGAGGGCAACGGACCAUUACAUUGCGUUAUUGGGUAAAUAACCUUGUAAACCGGUAUUAAACAAUGGUUUCCCCCGAUAGCAUAAGCGUUAUGACACUUACCAGGGGCAGUAUCAAUUAACGGUUCAAUUAUUUACCGCAAUGGUCCUACCCCUUCUAAGUAAAAUAACUGUGACAAAUACUAAACGCUUCAAAGUGUGAUGCACCCUAUUGCAAGUUUCACGAACAAUGGAAGGUGUUAUAAAAACAACUAUCUGAAAUGAACAAACAAAGAAUUCAUAGUUUGCUUUUUUUGCGUCAAAACAGGUUCAUACUAGCGAGUAUCGGUACGUCACAUUCUCAUCUUUGAACUCGUUGGUCAAAAUACAACCUUAUAGUAGCUUUCUGUCAAAUAAAUUUAGCAUUUAAAAUUAUUUAAAAUGCAGUGCAAAUAUAUAUAACUGUAAUUUAUACUAUACGGCAUGGUAUUUUACAAGCCCAUGCUAUUACCGGUAGUGGUUCAUACAAUUGACGCUAUUUUCUGACACUACAAUUUUCGACUCAAAGUUUUCUGACACCUGCAUUUUGUGAAUAUUUUUCGUAUCUAUGUUUUCGGACACGAAAAAAAAAAUAUUUUUAAGUGUCCGAAAACAUAGAGUAAUUACGGUAUGUCUGGGUGGGCAUACAUCAAGAUUGUCAUAUGUCAGCCUAUGCUUAAAUAUAGGGAGAUUAUAUGCCCAGGAUGCUUCCAUUUAGCAUAGAUAUUACAAAAACUAAAAUAUUGAAUAAAAAAGAAAAUCAAAUAUAUUUUUUCAGUGUUGUGUAAUUCUAAAAGUGUGGAGUCAAUAUAUGCUUGUAUACAGAAUGUCAUUUAUUAUAGUAUCAAAGGCUGUAUGCUUGUAUACACAAUGUCAUUUAUUAUAGGAUCGAAGGCUGUAUGCUUGUAUACACAAUGUCAUUUAUCAUUGUAUCAAAGGCUGUAUGCUUGUAUACAGAAUGCCAUUCAUCAUUGUAUCAAAGGCUGUAUGCUUGUAUACACAAUGUCAUUUAUCAUGGUACAAAGGCUGUAUGCUUGUAUACAGAAUGUCAUUUAUCAUGGUAUCAAAGGCUGUAUGCUUGUAUACAGAAUGUCAUUUAUCAUGGUAUCAAAGGCUGUAUGCUUGUAUACAGAAUGUCAUUUAUCAUGGUAUCAAAGGCUGAAUGCUUGUAUACAGAAUGUCAUUUAUCAUGGUAUCAAAGGCUGUAUGCUUGUAUACAGAAUGUCAUUUAUCAUUGUAUCAAAGGCUGUAUGCUUGUAUACAGAAUGUCAUUUAUCAUUGUAUCAAAGGCUGUAUGCUUGUAUACACAAUGUCAUUUAUCAUGGUAUCAAAGGCUGUAUGCUUGUAUACAGAAUGUCAUUUAUCAUGGUAUCAAAGGCUGUAUGCUUGUAUACAGAAUGUCAUUUAUCAUGGUAUCAAAGGCUGUAUGCUUGUAUACAGAAUGUCAUUAUCAUGGUAUCAAAGGCUGUAUGCUUGUAUACAGAAUGUCAUUUAUCAUGGUAUCAAAGGCUGUAUGCUUGUAUACACAAUGUCAUUUAUCAUGGUAUCAAAGGCUGUAUGCUUGUAUACACAAUGUCAUUUAUCAUGGUAUCAAAGGCUGUAUGCUUGUAUACACAAUGUCAUUUAUCAUGGUAUCAAAGGCUGUAUGCUUGUAUACACAAUGUCAUUUAUCAUGGUAUCAAAGGCUGUAUGCUUGUAUACACAAUGUCAUUUAUCAUGGUAUCAAAGGCUGUAUGCUUGUAUACAGAAUGUCAUUUAUCAUGGUAUCAAAGGCUGUAUGCUUGUAUACAGAAUGUCAUUUAUCAUGGUAUCAAAGGCUGUAUGCUUGUAUACAGAAUGUCAUUUAUCAUGGUAUCAAAGGCUGUAUGCUUGUAUACAGAAUGUCAUUUAUCAUGGUAUCAAAGGCUGUAUGCUUGUAUACACAAUGUCAUUUAUCAUGGUAUCAAAGGCUGUAUGCUUGUAUACACAAUGUCAUUUAUCAUGGUAUCAAAGGCUGUAUGCUUGUAUACACAAUGUCAUUUAUCAUGGUAUCAAAGGCUGUAUGCUUGUAUACACAAUGUCAUUUAUCAUGGUAUCAAAGGCUGUAUGCUUGUAUACAGAAUGUCAUUUAUCAUGGUAUCAAAGGCUGUAUGCUUGUAUACAGAAUGUCAUUUAUCAUGGUAUCAAAGGCUGUAUGCUUGUAUACACAAUGUCAUUUAUCAUGGUAUCAAAGGCUGUAUGCUUGUAUACAGAAUGUCAUUUAUCAUGGUAUCAAAGGCUGUAUGCUUGUAUACAGAAUGUCAUUUAUCAUGGUAUCAAAGGCUGUAUGCUUGUAUACACAAUGUCAUUUAUCAUGGUAUCAAAGGCUGUAUGCUUGUAUACACAAUGUCAUUUAUCAUGGUAUCAAAGGCUGUAUGCUUGUAUACACAAUGUCAUUUAUCAUGGUAUCAAAGGCUGUAUGCUUGUAUACACAAUGUCAUUUAUCAUGGUAUCAAAGGCUGUAUGCUUGUAUACAGAAUGUCAUUUAUCAUGGUAUCAAAGGCGGUAUGCUUGUAUACAGAAUGUCAUUUAUCAUGGUAUCAAAGGCUGUAUGCUUGUAUACACAAUGUCAUUUAUCAUGGUAUCAAAGGCUGUAUGCUUGUAUACAGAAUGUCAUUUAUCAUUGUAUCAAAGGCUGUAUGCUUGUAUACAGAAUGUCAUUUAUCAUGGUAUCAAAGGCUGUAUGCUUGUAUACAGAAUGUCAUUUAUCAUGGUAUCAAAGGCUGUAUGCUUGUAUACACAAUGUCAUUUAUCAUGGUAUCAAAGGCUGUAUGCUUGUAUACAGAAUGUCAUUUAUCAUGGUAUCAAAGGCUGUAUGCUUGUAUACAGAAUGUCAUUUAUCAUUGUAUCAAAGGCUGUAUGCUUGUAUACAGAAUGUCAUUUAUCAUGGUAUCAAAGGCUGUAUGCUUGUAUACAGAAUGUCAUUUAUCAUUGUAUCAAAGGCUGUAUGCUUGUAUACAGAAUGUCAUUUAUCAUUGUAUCAAAGGCUGUAUGCUUGUAUACAGAAUGUCAUUUAUCAUUGUAUCAAAGGCUGUAUGCUUGUAUACAGAAUGUCAUUUAUCAUUGUAUCAAAGGCUGUAUGCUUGUAUACAGAAUGUCAUUUAUCAUUGUAUCAAAGGCUGUAUGCUUGUAUACAGAAUGUCAUUUAUCAUUGUAUCAAAGGCUGUAUGCUUGUAUACAGAAUGUCAUUUAUCAUUGUAUCAAAGGCUGUAUGCUUGUAUACAGAAUGUCAUUUAUCAUUGUAUCAAAGGCUGUAUGCUUGUAUACAGAAUGUCAUUUAUCAUUGUAUCAAAGGCUGUAUACUUGUAUACAGAAUGUCAUUUAUCAUUGUAUCAAAGGCUGUAUGCUUGUAUACAGAAUGUCAUUUAUCAUUGUAUCAAAGGCUGUAUUGCUUGUAUACAGAAUGUCAUUUAUCAUUGUAUCAAAGGCUGUAUACUUGUAUACAGAAUGUCAUUUAUCAUUGUAUCAAAGGCUGUAUGCUUGUAUACAGAAUGUCAUUUAUCAUGGUAUCAAAGGCUGUAUGCUUGUAUACAGAAUGUCAUUUAUCAUUGUAUCAAAGGCUGUAUGCUUGUAUACAGAAUGUCAUUUAUCAUUGUAUCAAAGGCUGUAUGCUUGUAUACAGAAUGUCAUUUAUCAUUGUAUCAAAGGCUGUAUGCUUGUAUACAGAAUGUCAUUUAUCAUUGUAUCAAAGGCUGUAUACUUGGUGGCUAGCUUUAACCUAUUUAAUUAAGCACAAUUGAACUAUAGUCUUACGCUUAUUGAGACGCUCUUUCUAUCUAGGUAGAACAAUGUUUGCUAUUAAGUGCCAUUUGCUUAACCAAUUUAUGCCUAGCGUCUAGAAGAAAGGCCUUGGCAAACAGCGUAGACCCUGAUGAGACGUGACUCGGACGUCUCAUCAGGGUCUGCGCUGUUUGCUUAAAGAAAUUUCUGUAAGAAAUAUUCUAAAUAUAGAAAUAAUUAUACAAGACAUCCCUAAAUUUGGAUAUAAAUUGAUCCAAUUUAGAAGGAUGGGAGAGUCCACUAGGCAUAAAUGGGUUUAUUCGUUUAUUUGAUAGUAAUCAUACAAAUUCACCCAAUAUGUUAGGAAGUUAUGUUCUGGACAUGAAGUAUGCUCACAUGGUCAUUAUAUUAAAAAUGUAUACGCACACAAGGAUACAUUGAUGUUUGCUUUAUUGUGUUAAGUGUUGUAAUGAAAACAAUCUAAACUUUUUGAGAACUUUUAGAUAAUCCAGAUAUUUAAUAUAUUGAAAUAUAUUCUUGCUAAUAGUUUUAUGAAUCUACACAAAGAACUAUAAAUAUUGAUAUGAAAAACAACCUCACAUAAUAUUUGCUGUUUAUUUUGUAACUCAGUUCAUGCAAUGGUAUUAAAAUAUAUAAUAUACAUAUAUAACUAACUGUAUUAGGUAAGGUUACAUAAAUAGUUCUGUUAACUCACAUUUUCCUAUUUUUGUCUAUGAAGAAAUGUGUUUUUUAACUGCUUUCGAUUUUAUUUAACAUUGUUCAAGUUUUUAAUGAAUAAACAACUAGUUAUAGUAAGCUGA